This is a messenger RNA of Entamoeba dispar SAW760, 738 nucleotides long. RefSeq lists its product as uncharacterized. The record is from RefSeq and is a predicted model, not a curated record. NCBI's taxonomy places the organism in Eukaryota, Evosea, Mastigamoebida, Endamoebidae. The transcript has a single exon. Bases 1 to 738 code for a protein of 245 amino acids.
AUGUCAAUUGAUUUACCACUUACUUCUACUGAAGACUCUUAUGAGUCAAGUAUUGAAGGGAUUCUUUAUAAUCCAACACCUACAAAAACAGAUUCAGCAGGUAUUUCAGAAGAAUAUGCAUUACAUGGUUGGGGGAAUGAUUCUUCUUCUACAGAUUUUUUAUUAUAUGAUUCACAAGGUUCUUCAUUUUUUGAUGAAGUUAUUUUACCACAAGAAGAGAGUACAAAUAAUGACCAUAUUAACAAAGACCAAAAUAGAAUAAUACAAAGUCUUGAUAGUAAAAACGUUCAAGAAGAAAAAGUUCUAAAAGAUACUGAAGAAUGGGUAAAUACAAAACAACUAACUGAUAAAAGAAAAGACAAACUUGCACGUAUAACUGGAAGAAGAAAUAGUUUAGAAAAAAUUUCACCUUUUCUUUAUGCUAAUUCUCCAGAAGAAGCAAAAAGAAAUGCUAAAAUGGUUUUUAGUAGUGAUGUUUUAAAACAAAAACUUGGAGAACGUGCUUUACCUGGUGAUAUAUCUUGUAUUAAUAGUGAAAGUAUUAAAGGAGCAAGAGUUACUCAUGGAACAAAUAAACCACCAAAAGAAAAAAUGGAAAAAAUAACAAAAAUACUUGGAAGAAGAGAGUCUAUUGGAAGUAUUGCUGAUCUCCUUACAGCUAAAACUGAAUCAGAUGCAAUAGAAAAUGGACUUAAAAUUAGAAAAAUGGAAAAAUUAAAAAAAAUGGCUGGAUUGUGA